Messenger RNA from Brenthis ino (lesser marbled fritillary), 396 nucleotides. The record is from the annotation of a GenBank genome assembly. NCBI's taxonomy places the organism in Eukaryota, Metazoa, Arthropoda, Insecta, Lepidoptera, Nymphalidae.
AUGGAGAACUCCCGGAAAUUGACAGACCUCCAAGAGCGACUGGCGAAGUGCCAGAAUACAAUAGAGCAAAAGACUUACGCGAAUGUGGUGGCAUCGAAAUCGCCACAACAGUCAUCGCAGUCAAAAGAAAAUAUAAUUAUUGGACAAAAUGCUGCUGGAUCAGCUGCCAACCAAGCUUACAUAGAAGAAUUAAAAUCCAGCAUCGGAAUAUCUAAUAUUUUCAUGGGAAUUGUGGUGUUGAUUGUAUUGCUGGCGGCUAGCAUCGGAGCUUAUAAGGUUUACAAGCGAUGCCACAGGCGAUGGAUUCGGGAAGAAGUUAAUUCAUUGGCACUACAACGAGCUACAAGUAUGAUUCGACGCGGCCGUUCUCAAAAAUCAUCGAACGAAGGAGGUGAC